Molecule: messenger RNA, 4161 nt
Organism: Harpegnathos saltator (Jerdon's jumping ant)
Lineage: Eukaryota; Metazoa; Arthropoda; Insecta; Hymenoptera; Formicidae
Gene: conv
Product: insulin like growth factor binding protein acid labile subunit convoluted
Exons: 12
Coding region: 465-3668 (1067 amino acids)
Cellular component (GO): plasma membrane
Molecular function (GO): protein binding; ATP binding
Source: RefSeq, a predicted model, not a curated record
GAACCACCAUGCAGAAUGUCCUGAAGACACGCGCGGCGAAACACUCGUGUGCUCGUUAAUCCGCUCUUCUCCUGCGUUCUUUUCGCCUGUUCGCUGUACGUUGCGAAGGGAGAAAAAGAGAAAGAAAGAAAGAAAGAAAGAAAGAAAGAAAGAAAGAAAGAAAGAAGAAAAGGACGAGCCGCUCGUCCUGGCGAACAUGUAACCUCGAGGAUACCAUCGCAUCCUUGACGAAGACUCGCGACGACGGCUUGUUUGACUUGGCGCUUUGAGAAUUUUCGCUCAAAGUACGAGACACGAGAUACCGCGAGUAUAUCAUCUCCGUGAGAGUAGAGCGGCAGGCUUUCUCGCACGUGACACGUUAAAAUCGCUCGACAAACGCUCGUGGGAGAUGCUGCUCCUCCUCUGUGGACGCGUCUAACAUCCAUCAUCUGACGUCGGAGCAACAACACAGAAUAGCUGUCGAAAUGUUAUCGCCGCUGUUGCUGUUCGGCAUAGCCCUGUCCGUCAUGGGUGGCUACGUGCCGCCGGGGCCGCGAUUCAGGUGUCCCAAAGACACGAUCUACAUCUACCCCUGCACUUGCCUACGGGGUAGCGACAGGGGUCUGUACGUCCGCUGCGAGAACACGAAUCUGGCCAGUCUCAGCCUUGCCUUCGUGAAUCUGGGAAACGAGGGCAUGCCGAUCGAGGAACUGGUUCUGUACAAGUGUAAUAUAGUGCGAUUUUACGGACCCGCCCUGUAUCCCCUGGACGUGCGGGUGCUGAAGUUGAUCGACACGCCGCUCCGGCUGAUCGAGGAGCACAGCUUCCUCGGCGUGAACCGAACCCUCCAGGAGCUGCACGUGAUAAACAGCAAUCUGGAGAAAUUCCCGCGCGAGGCACUGCAGGUCCUCGGUAAUCUCAGCCUGCUGAGCAUCGCCGGCCACCGGAUAUCUACUUUGCCGGGCAAUAGCUUCGGUGAAAGCGCGGCGGCGGCCAAGCUGGAAAAAUUGGAGAUCAGCAACGGCACGUUAUCCUCUUUGCCUGUUGAGGCACUGACGCCGUUGAAGAAACUCAAAACGCUCGAUUUGCACGGCAACAAAAUAAAAGACCUGAAGAGGAAUCAGUUCAAAGGCCUGAGAGACACCGAGUUUUUGGACCUCUCUCACAAUUCGAUUGACAAAUUAGACCCGUCCCAUCUGGCGGAUCUCACGAAGAUGGGAUGGUGCAACAUGUCGCACAACGCUAUCGCCGACCUGAAGAGAGGAACCUUCGCCCGAAACUCCGUCUUGAAGGUACUGAACCUGAGCCACAACAAGAUCAGGAAGUUGGACUCGAACACCUUCCGCGGCAUGCGCUUCCUCAGACGAUUGUAUCUGAGCGACAACCAGAUUAACGACGUGGGACGCGGAACCUUCGGCUCCGUUACCAGAAUCGGCACCAUCGACCUCGCGCGAAAUUUCAUCAAGAAGGUCGACUUCCAGAUGUUCAACCAGUUGCAAUUUGCCGAGCUCCUGGACGUCUCGGAGAAUUUCGUGACGGUCGUGGAGAAACUGGCGUUCAAGGAUCUCUACCUGGCGAAGGUGAAUCUCUCUCACAAUGAGAUCUCGAAAAUCGAGCCGGGCGCCUUUGAGAAUUGCGCGAACAUUACGUCGUUGGAUCUCAGUUACAACAAGCUGGAAAAUAUCUCCAAGUAUUCCUUCGACAGCGCGACGUACGCCACCGAGUUGCAACUGAGUUACAAUCUUUUCACAUCUCUGAAUCAGAUCCCGCUGCACAAUAUGACGGGCAUGAAGGUUCUGAACGCGUCGCACAAUCUGAUACAUUCGGUCCCGCGACAGACCUUUCCAAAACUGUACGAGCUCCACACGAUCGACCUGUCGUACAACAACCUGUCCGAGAUUCACAACGCCGUGUUCCAGACGCUCUUCAGCCUACGGUUUCUCAAUUUGUCACAUAAUUCUCUGGAGAAGAUCAAACCGUCAACCUUCGGGCCGCUACCGACGCUUCUCGAGCUGGACAUGAGCUACAAUCAGUUGAACGACAUCGCGCGCGGUAGUCUCACUCGAUUGGCCAGUUGCAGGAGUCUAACCGUGAGGGACAACCGGCUGACCAAGAUAUUCCAGUUGCCGAUCUCGUUGGGCCAAUUGGAUUUUUCGGAGAACCUGCUGGAAGAAAUCCCGAGCACGGACGUGUGGCCCACGAUGAACGCGCUGCUCGCGCUGGACUUGUCGCGAAACCGGCUGGCCGAUAAUCUGCAAGAGGGUAGCUUCGAAAACCUGCUGACCCUGAGAACCUUAGACUUGCGAGCGAACAACAUCACGAGACCACCUUGGCAAGCGCUGAGCAGCCUCAGCAGUCUGCAGUAUCUCUAUCUGCAAGACAACCACUUGACGAGACUGGAGAAGGCCGCGUUCGGUCGCUUGCCGAUAGUGUUCGAGUUGAAUUUGGCCAACAACAAAAUCAACAACGUGACGAGCCGCGCGUUCGAGGGUCUGCUGCAGCUGCUGACGUUGAACCUGACAAACAACAACAUCAGCCACAUACCGAACGGAGCGUUUCAGGGCUUGGUGUCGUUGAGGACUCUCGACCUGUCGUACAACAAACUGGAGAAACUGGACAACAAGACGCACGGUCUGCUCGACGACUGUCUGUCCCUGGAGAGGCUGAACCUCAGCCACAACAAGAUCUCCUUCAUCACGCGAAAGACUCUGCCGAACGAUCCGUGGAUCCCUUACAGGUUGAAGGAGGUUGACCUGUCUUACAACACAAUGCCGGUGGUCACCUUCGAUCUCAUCGCCGGCGCCAAGAAGAUUCAGUACUUGAAUUUCAGUCACAAUAACAUCAAUGAGAUCAGGAGAUAUGUAAUCGGGAAUUUAACGGCUUUGCAGACGCUGGAUUUGUCGUACAAUGACAUAAGCGACAUCUCCGAUCGAGACGUCUUUCUGCCGCCGUCAAAUUUGACUGACCUGCACCUGAGCAACAAUCGCCUGAGUUACGUGCCGCUCGACAAGAUCCUGCCGUUACCGAAUCUCAAAGUCCUCGAUCUGGAGGAGAACGAGAUCAGCGUGUUCGACGAGAAGUACAUGAAGAUCAUUCAGAACGGCACGGUGCUGAGAUACGUCGGGAAUCCGAUGCACUGCGAUUGCCACGCGCGGCCUCUGAAGAGGUGGCUGAACGCGCAAACGCAGCUUCCGGCGGAGUGGUCGAACGUGAUGUGCGACAGUCCCAAUUAUCUCGCGGACAAACCCAUCUCGAGGAUCACGGAGGAUCUCAUGAACUGCGGGGAGAGAGAUAUCCAAGAGGAGCCCGAGCUGGACAUCACACCGGACGUGAAAUAUCGAGAUAUCGAAUACGACACCGACGACAACAGCUGGAAGGCGACGUGGUACGUGACUACGCGCGAGGACAUCGGUGACUUCUACGUGGUGGUCCGCGAGUUCGGCAGCAGCAAGUCCACCGUCGAGAAAGACGUCGUCUACAGUGAGAGAUCCUUCAAGAUCCACGACCUCAAGGAGUCGAGCACAAAGUACGAGCUAUGCGUGUUGGCGCGCGAUUCCGAGGGUAACGUCAAGCACUUCCGGAACUCGCAGUGUCAGAUCCUGAAUCACCACAGCUCCGGCUCGCCCCUCGGCCUCGCGGCGAGCCUGUACUUUGCGAUGGCCGCCGCUUCCUUCUGCAUUCUCACAUGAGACUUCGUUAGCGCUCGCCGCGAGAGUAACAUUCGCAGCGCAUCAGCGGGUCAUUCCACGUCCGGAAGGUGGGAUGUGUUACGCACGAUGAAGGGAGAACAGCGACACUUCGCGUGUCGCUAGCCGAUUAAUCAAUUUCGCCGAUCGUUCCGCUAUUGUAUCGCAUGCUUCAGGUCGCGUUGAGGCGCGAGAAAAGCGACAAUUGUGUUAAGUAAAUUAAUAUAUUCCCCGAGACGUGCGCGUUGUACAUAGGUCACGACGGGUCAGCCCGUUUGAACGUAGAGACGUUGAACGUCGUGUAUUUAUUUUUGUAAAAUACAUACCCCGUCCACACACACAAGCUCCUCUCUUCAUUACUCUUACCUUUUUUUCUCUCGACGAACUCAACAUUGGAAGAAACGUAGCUGCGAAAACGCGCCUGAUGGCCGCGCUGCAACGAGAUCUCUAUCGACGAUCCAUCAUCGAGGGAGCGUAGGGAGGAUCGUCGGCGAUC